AUGCCAAAUCUUACCAGCCCUACUGGAUUCCUGUUCCUGGAGUUUUCUGAAGUCUAUCAAUUUCAGAUUUUUCAAGUUUUCCUGUUCCUAACAAUAUACAUAGUGUCCCUUGCUGGCAAUCUUUUUAUUGUUAUUGUAGUCAUCACGAACCAUCGUUUGCAUUCUCCAAUGUAUUUCUUCUUAAUGAAUUUGGCUCUGAUGGAUAUUGGUUCCAUUUCAGUCAUUGUACCUAAAUCUCUGACUAAUUCACUCAUGAAUAGCAGGUUUAUUUCUUAUUCUGAAUGCAUUGCUCAAGUUUUUUUCUUGCUGUUUUUUGAAGCCUCUGAAUACUUCCUUUUAACAGUAAUGGCUCAUGAUCGCCAUGUCGCAAUUUGUAAUCCUCUGAAAUAUGAGACAAUUAUGAACAAAGAAGCCUGUAUUCAGAUGACAGCCACUGUGUGGAUUGUUAGUCUGCUUUAUGCAGUGUUGCACACAAGUGGCACUUUUUCACUAAGGUUUUGUUCCAAUAAGAUUGAUCAGUUCUUCUGUGAAAUUCCAAAAUUGCUUAAAAUCUCUUGCUCUGACUCAUAUCUAGUUGAAGUUGGAUUAAUUGCCUUUUGUGGCAUCAUAAUAUUUGGAUGUUUUAUUUUUGUUGUUGCAACAUAUGUGUGGAUUUUGGCUGCAGUGCUCAAAAUUCCUUCUGUACAUGGACAGAAAAAGGCCAUCCACACUUGCCUCCCUCAUCUCAUUGUUUUCUCUUUGAUGUUGUUCACUGGACUCUUUGUUUAUAUAAGACCACCUAAUAAUACUUCAUCUGAUCUUGAAUUAUUUUUUGUAUAUGCAAUCCUUCCUCCUGUCCUAAAUCCAUUUAUUUACAGCAUGAGAAAUAAAGAGUUUCAAAAUGCCUUGUGGAAGUUAUACAAAGCUUCGUAG
Molecule: messenger RNA, 912 nt
Organism: Protobothrops mucrosquamatus (brown spotted pit viper)
Lineage: Eukaryota; Metazoa; Chordata; Lepidosauria; Squamata; Viperidae
Product: olfactory receptor 14A16-like
Exons: 1
Coding region: 1-912 (303 amino acids)
Biological process (GO): G protein-coupled receptor signaling pathway
Cellular component (GO): membrane
Molecular function (GO): olfactory receptor activity; odorant binding; G protein-coupled receptor activity
Source: RefSeq, a predicted model, not a curated record